AUGUCAGGCGAAGGAGAUAUCGAUAAACGAUUGGAAGAGGAAAUCGGCAAUCUAUCUACACGAUUAGUCACUGCUGUCAAUAGACAAGUUGAAUUGGAAGAAACGGUUCUACUGCUACGUAAAUCCAUUCACGAACUAGAAACGAAAAAUGCCGUAUUAACGAAAAGUGAUGAAAGUUAUCAAUUGAUCCUACCUAAAUACCUCAAACUACAAGAAGAUUUCAAAGAAGCCAACAUCAAGAAGGAAGUUGCUGAAAAUGAAAAUGGUCGGUUGAAAACAGAAGUUGAUGAUUUAUCAGCCACUUUAUUUGACGAAGCAAACACCAUGGUCUCCAAUGCUUCUAGAGAAACCCAUAAUUUCAAAAUCAAGAAUAAGAAAUUGUACGAGGAGAUUGAUGAAAAGAAUAUUAUUAUUAGUAAUCUACAAGACCAAUUACAGGAUUUGAAACAAAUGUUUAUUAAAAUUGAAGAUAAACAACGACUCAUGGUCUCUUCUAGUCAUAACAACACACCCAAUUUGGACCAGAAGGAAUUUGGCGAGGAUAACCAGUCUGUUAGUGAAGAUGAUUACCAAGUACAACAGCUUUCAAGCAGUUUAUAUGCACCUUACAUGACAGCAUUACGAUUUGAUUUGAAUAAUUACAAUAAGGAUUUCAAAGGAUUUGUAUAUACAUUGAUCAAGCCCGAGUUCACCCUUGAUUUGACUCAUUUGAAAAACCUUGCUUAUUUCAAACCCAUUUGGAUGGAGGAAAUUGAAAGCACCGUUACUCAUGUUCCUAAUUUACCGUCAACAACAUUGCUUAACCGAUGGCAGAAGAGUAAGGUAUUUUGGAGCUCGUUGAUUGAUGGAAGGGUUUCCAUUGAACCAAUUAAAGGGUAUAGUGAAGGGUCUAAAAGCUCACCAGGUAGAGAAGUUGCUCCUGAAUUGUUGUCGGUUGCCAUUACUGAUCCCUGUGCAUUUUGUGGAGAAUCGAGAAGUGUGCUUUUGGAACAUUGUCGGCUUCAUCAUUACAAGAUUUAUGAAGCUGAUGAGGUAAUGAUUGCAAUUUAUCCAUUGUGUCAUUAUUGUGUUUUGAAAUUGCGCAACUUGUGUGAUUUCUUUGCCAAAAUAAGACUAAUUAAGUCCAACGUGUUCAAAUUGAAACAAGUACAUUUAUUCGACGACUAUGUUCAUGGUGUGUCUUCCGGUGGUGGUGGCGGUAGUGGCUCUAAUUUUUAUAGACGAACAAGUUCAAAUUCGUCCUCUACUGCUCGGUCAAUGACAGUAUCAUCGCCGGGCGCAAGUGAAGCUGACUUAACAAAUGGACACGUGUACAAUAUAAAAUUGGAUGCCGAAGAAGAGGCCAAGUUGAUCAAGAUAUACUUCAUACUUGCCCAGAUCAGACUCAAGAUAUUUUACAGCAAAUUGGGAUUACGGGAAAAUGCCAACAACCAAUUUAAUGAUUUGAAUAUUGAUGAAGUCCAUUAUGAAACAUUCUCUUACUUGAUACCACAUAGAGGUGAAACAAAACAGACGAACAAGGACAUUGAUGCUACUAUAUCGCCGAAAAGGUCAAUUGAAUCGAACGCUGCCAGAACGUCUAUUGACUCAAACGCUGCCAGAAAGUCUAUUGACUCAAACGCCGCAAGAAAGUCCCUUGAUUUAAGAGAGGCUAUAGAAACGACAAUUGCCAUUGAAACGGAAAAUAAUACCUUGGCUAAAGAUUCACGUGCAGAUUCGAGUGAUACUAGUGCUAAGAAUGACGCAGCUACGCCACCACUACUGCGUGCCAAAGUAGAAAAAUCACCAUUAGAUACACCUGAUGAUGAUUCCGACACUCGUGAGUUUGAAGAUGCCAAGACUACCUUGAAGUCAGAAACCAAGCAGGAACAAAAGGAAGAGCAAAAGGAAGAACCAAAGGAGAAAUCCAAACUGAAACUGAAACUGAAACUCAAACUGAGACAGGGAUCAAAUCUGAAGCCAAACUCGGCAACAAGUUCACCCGAGAAAGCCAAAUCACAAUCAGACCUUACCGAGGCACAAUUAUUUCUACAAAAAAUGAAAAAUAAACCCCAUAGUCCUGAUGAUGAAGGUAAUGGUGGAUUAAAGCGUUCAAAAUCAAAAAGUAAACAAUUUAAAGCCAAGAUUGAUAAAGAUUUGGACCAGACGCUAGAAAUGUUGGCUGAGAUGGAAGCAGAUGGAAGCAAAUAA
Lodderomyces margitis is the source of this 2190-nucleotide messenger RNA. It is a transcript of the gene SEC2, whose product is annotated as guanine nucleotide exchange factor. Gene Ontology annotation, molecular function: guanyl-nucleotide exchange factor activity. The record is from RefSeq and is a predicted model, not a curated record. Gene Ontology annotation, cellular component: Golgi to plasma membrane transport vesicle; cell tip. The coding region runs from base 1 to 2190 and encodes 729 amino acids. Gene Ontology annotation, biological process: exocytosis. NCBI's taxonomy places the organism in Eukaryota, Fungi, Ascomycota, Pichiomycetes, Serinales, Debaryomycetaceae. The transcript has a single exon.